UUUGAGCAGUCUGCAGGGGGGUUUUCUUCCUUACAGCUAGGUGCCCUGUUGAGCAAGAGGAAUCCGUUUCCAUUCAGUUCUUCCCGUUGUACCCGUGAGGAGGUGACCAUUUUGUUUUCGUUACUACAAAAUAAAAAUCGCACUCAAGGAAGUGUGAAGGGAGACCUACGCCCCAUCUUCCCGUAGUAAAGAUGGCGGCGCCCUGCAUGUAAACGACAGGUAAAAUCACUUCCGCGUUUUUCCUGCGCCCUCGUCCAAGAUGGCGGACGAGGCCACCCGGCGUGUCGUGUCUGAGAUCCCGGUGCUGAAGACUAACGCCGGACCUCGAGACCGGGAGUUGUGGGUGCAGCGACUCAAGGAGGAAUAUCAGUCUCUUAUCCGGUAUGUGGAGAACAACAAGAACGCAGAUACUGAUUGGUUCCGACUGGAGUCCAACAAGGAAGGGACUCGGUGGUUUGGAAAGUGCUGGUACAUCCACGACCUCCUCAAAUAUGAGUUUGACAUCGAGUUUGACAUUCCUAUCACAUAUCCUACUACUGCUCCAGAAAUUGCCGUUCCUGAACUGGAUGGAAAAACAGCCAAGAUGUACAGGGGUGGCAAAAUAUGUCUGACUGACCACUUUAAACCUCUGUGGGCCAGGAACGUGCCCAAGUUUGGACUCGCUCACCUCAUGGCUCUGGGGCUGGGCCCGUGGCUGGCAGUGGAGAUCCCGGAUCUGAUUCAGAAGGGCGUUAUUCAGCAUAAAGAGAAAUGCAACUGAAGGAUCAACCACUGAGGCUGGACAGAGGGACCUUGGAGAGGCUGUGUUCCUGUUUUCCUGUCUCAUCUCACUGCUUCCCUCACACUCCUCCACCCACGAUCGUUACAAAGUAGCCGCAGCAGGCAUCACUGGGGGAAGGGAGAAACAAAACAAAACAGUAUUGCUGCUGCAUUUCUAGCACUACACAGGGAAGGGGAAGCCUGGGGCUUUGGAAAACCAGAAGUCCAGUGCUGGUCUAUAUCCCUUCCCCAAGUGGAACGAUGGGAGGACCCGAAGGACAGGGGGUGACGGAAAGUGGGCACAUGGUCUUUCUGGUUUCUGGAGGUAACUCAUCAAUAAACGCUGCUUCCUCUGGC
Messenger RNA from Pteronotus mesoamericanus, 1116 nucleotides. RefSeq names its product ubiquitin-fold modifier conjugating enzyme 1 (gene UFC1). Lineage: Eukaryota; Metazoa; Chordata; Mammalia; Chiroptera; Mormoopidae. The coding region runs from base 260 to 760 and encodes 166 amino acids. The transcript has 6 exons. Gene Ontology annotation, molecular function: UFM1 conjugating enzyme activity. Gene Ontology annotation, biological process: protein K69-linked ufmylation. Gene Ontology annotation, cellular component: cytoplasm. The record is from RefSeq and is a predicted model, not a curated record.